Messenger RNA from Ornithorhynchus anatinus (platypus), 1900 nucleotides. RefSeq names its product secreted frizzled related protein 5 (gene SFRP5). The transcript has 3 exons. The record is from RefSeq and is a predicted model, not a curated record. Gene Ontology annotation, biological process: canonical Wnt signaling pathway; non-canonical Wnt signaling pathway; negative regulation of canonical Wnt signaling pathway. The coding region runs from base 17 to 976 and encodes 319 amino acids. Gene Ontology annotation, molecular function: Wnt-protein binding. Lineage: Eukaryota; Metazoa; Chordata; Mammalia; Monotremata; Ornithorhynchidae.
CGGAAAGGCGAGAGACAUGCGGGGGUCCGGAGGGGAUCCGCCCCCCGGCCUGCUGCCCCUGGGGCUCCUCAUGGUCCUGGGCGCCGGGCCCGCCCUGGGAGAGGACUACGAGUACUACGGCUGGCAAGCUGACCCCCUCCAGGGGGUCGGGGGGCGCCCCUACUCCAAGCCCCCCCAGUGCCUCGACAUCCCCGCCGACCUGCCCCUCUGCCACUCGGUGGGCUACAAGCGCAUGAGGCUGCCCACCCUGCUGGACCACGAGAGCCUGGCCGAGGUGAAGCAGCAGGCCAGCAGCUGGGUGCCGCUGCUGGCCAAGCGGUGCCACUCGGACACGCAGGUGUUCCUCUGCUCCCUCUUCGCCCCCGUCUGCCUCGACCGGCCCAUCUACCCCUGCCGCUCCCUCUGCGAGGCUGUACGCGACGCCUGCUCCCCGCUCAUGGAGGCCUACGGCUUCCCCUGGCCGGACAUGCUGCACUGCCACAGAUUCCCCCUGGACAACGACCUCUGCAUCGCCCUGAGGCUCGGCCACGCCUCGCCCACCCACCCGCCGGUGACCAAGAUCUGCACCCAGUGUGAGAUGGAGCACAGCGCUGAUGGCCUCAUGGAGCAGAUGUGUUCCAGCGACUUUGUGGUCAAAAUGCGAAUCAAGGAGAUCAAGAGCGAGAAUGGCGACCGGAAGCUGAUCGGGGCCCAGAAGAAGAAGAAGCUGUUCAAGACGGGACCCCUGAAGCGCAAGGACACCAAGAAGCUGGUGCUCUACAUGAAGAAUGGGGACGGCUGCCCCUGCCCCCAGCUGGACGACCUGACCGGAAACUUCCUCAUCAUGGGUCGCAAGGUCCAGGGGCAGCUGCUGCUCAUGGCCGUCUAUCGCUGGGAGAAGAAGAACAAGGAGAUGAAGUUCGCCGUCAAAUUCAUGUUCUCUUACCCCUGCUCCCUCUACUAUCCCUUCUUCUAUGGGACCGCAGAGCAGCACUGAAGGGCAGCAGGAGCCUUGGGCACUCCCUCCUCCCAUCCGGGGCCUCCCCCACCUCCCCCAGUCCAGUCUCAAGGACGACAGCUGCCCCAACUAGCCAGCCCCAGCCAUGGCUCCCGCUCUACCCCAUGACGUCCUGCCCUGCCCUGUCCUGCCGUUCCCUGCAGAGCUUUUGGGCCAGAUGGAGGCUUCCUAUAGGGAAGUGGGUGCUGGUGGGUGGGAGUGAGAGGCCAGCAGGCAAACUAGGGAGAUGAGAUGGUGCCUUUCUGACCUUGAGGGUCAGGCGCUGAAUGGCCCACAUUAACCAAGGAUGAAGCUGAAAGGUACCGUGGGUAGCUUGGUGGGGGUGGCACCGGGGCUGGGGCUUCUUCCUCUUCCUCCCCUUCCCCUGCCUUCCCCUCCAGCAUUAUACUUAGGCUCCCAACAAGAGGCCAUAGAGAUGAACGGGAGGUGGGAGGAGUCCGGAUGAGCUGGGGAGGUGAAUCCAAGAUGGAGUCCCCCAUCCCCUAGAUGAGGGCACGAGGGGACCGCAGCGGCGAUGGGCUGAGCCACCCUGUGAGGCUUCAGUUCAAUUCUCCCUCCCAUGCCUCCUUCUGCCUUCUCUUGUCCCUCCACAGAAGGAGAGCCACAUUCAUCCAACAUGCUUGAUAGGAGGAAUGUCUUUCCCUGAUCCUCUUGCCCCCUCCUUUCAACCCCUUCACCUCCCCCAACAUCCCAGCCCCUACAAGCUCGCUGGUGGCUUCCAGGGGGAAGCCAGUCCUGGUGUCUGGGCCUGUGCUCCUUUCUCUAGUCUUCCUGCCUGAGAUCUACUGCCUCCACUUCCUCCACUGCCCUGUUCUCAAGGUAAAUUAUUGCUGAUGCUGGGUGGGCUUGAGAGGCUGGGAGGUUUGGUGUUUUUUACAUUUCUAAUUAAAACUGAGAAACCAA